This is a messenger RNA of Closterium sp. NIES-65, 1785 nucleotides long. The record is from the annotation of a GenBank genome assembly. NCBI's taxonomy places the organism in Eukaryota, Viridiplantae, Streptophyta, Zygnematophyceae, Desmidiales, Closteriaceae.
AUGGCGAUGUAUCGGAGCGUGUUCUACGCCAGUAAACGCGGGCUCGAAGGUCCGCGGAGCACUGGCGGAAACGGAGGCGGGGAACUGGACGCGGCGGAAGGGGAGAUCGCGCGCGGAGAAGCCGGGGAUGCGGAAAGCCCGUCCGCGGCUCGGCGGUCGGCGAUUGGGAUCCGGAAAAUGCGGAGACAGCUGACGUCGACAGUGUGGAACUGGGCGUCGUCGAUGGAGGCGAUGCUGUGGCAGGGUCUGCCACAUGGCGGCGUGCAAGUGGUCUACGACAUCCGCUACGGCCCUCGUCUGCGCAACACCCUUGACAUCUACAUGCCACCAGAUCUGGCACUUGACAGCAAUGCAGCAGAAAGCAGCAACAGCAGCAGCAGCAGCAGCAGCAGCAACGAAGGAAGCAAGGGGCGGCCGGUGUUGUUUUUUGUGCACGGGGGAGUGUGGGCGAGUGGCGAGAAGUGGAUGUAUUCUCCGCUCGCGAUCCGAUUCGCUCAGUCAGGGGCGGUGGUGGUAACCAUUCAGUACACUCUCUACCCCGAGGCUCUGGCCAUAGAACAAGUAGAGGAAACGUCCAGGGCGCUCUCAUGGGCAAUGGACCACAUUCACGAGUAUGGGGGCGACCCCUCGCGCAUCUUCCUCACAGGCCACUCCUCGGGCGCCCACGUCUGCUCCAUGGUUGUGUGGCGCCGCCUCAGGUCUGCCCUCCGCCGCAUGUUCCAGGCGCAUGGAAAGGAUGUAGCAUCACCACCCACGGCUGUAGCAGAGGGCGACAGCAGCAGCAGCAGCAGCAGCAGUGGCGGUGGCGGCAGCGGCAGCAGCAACAGCAGGGAGGGUGAAUUGCCUCAUUACACCCUCAAGGGAGAGGAUCUCUGGUCUCUAGACGAGCCGGACCUCCGGCAACCCUACUGCUUCCUGGGCAUGAGUGGCGUGUACGAUAUAGCCCACCACCAGAGGCAUGAGCAGGCUCGGGGCGUGUUCGCUCUCUCUGCCAUGUCGCCUGCUAUUGGCGGGCCGGCACGGUUCGUCGCAUCCUCGCCUGCUCUGUUGUUUGACGCUCUCGCGUCCGCUGCUGCUGCUGCUGCCGCUGCUGCUGCUGAGGCUGCCGCUGCUGGUGCUGUUGGUGGCGCUGCUGCUAAUUCUGCUGUUGGUGAUGCCUCUGCUGCUGCUGCAUCGUUCGGAGCGUCAUUUGACUGCCCAAAGAGUCCUCUCCUGACUGCCACUGCUGCUCGUACUACUGCUACUGCUUCCGCACCUUCCGCCCCUUCCACCUCUGCUGCUGCUAGAAGCAGGGCGCUUGAGCAGUUAGCAGCAGUAAGCGCUGCUGCUGCUGCUUCCCUCAGGCCCUCCCUCUCUGCCGCCCUCAAAUCCGCGUCACCGCACUCGAUCGCUACGUCAGCUGGUCCGAACGCGGCGUCAGAGGGCCCAGACGCCAGCCAGCUGGUCCCCUUAUCAGGUGGUCCCCGUUCAGUGAAACCAUCAACAGACUUCGAAGCAUCCUCCUCUCAAGAGGCGGACCCCCUCUCCUCUGAUUGCUUCUCCUCCCGGUUCCUCGCCCCGUCGCCGCCCUCGCCUCUGGACAUUCUCAGGCAGGAGCUGGGAGCUGGUGUUGCUGAAUCUGUUGUGGCUGCUCUUGCCUCAGGGACCAAGGAUGGGGAGGAAGGGGAUGAAGUGGCAGAGCAGGUGUUAUCCAGUGGAGGUGCUUCUGAUGAGAUGGCUUGUGUGCGAGAUAGCCUUGAUAUUGUCACUGGGCGAGUGUCGCUGGAAGAUAUGGUGUGGCAGUAG